AUGGACGUGGACUACGAUGACGAGGUUGCCGAGGAGGGUGCACGCCCUGCCGGGCGACGCAUGAAGGGCCGCGGCGGUGAGGAGGACGAUCGUUAUGCGGGCAAGGCCGGAAAGUUCGAGAGGCUAGACGAUGACGAUGACGAGACAGGGGCCGCGCGAUCCAUCGAGGGCUGGGUCGUAAUUGUGUCUGGCGUCCACGAGGAGGCACAGGAAGACGACAUAUUCGAGGCCUUUUCGGAGUACGGAGACAUUAAGAACUUGCACCUCAACCUGGAUCGCCGCACCGGCUUCGUCAAGGGCUACGCCUUCAUUGAAUACGAGAACAAGCAAGAAGCAGAUGCAGCCAUCAAGGCCAUGGAUGGCAACACGCUCUUGGACCACAAGCUAGACGUUAGCUGGGCUUUUUCCAAGCCGGGCAGCAAGAAGAAGCGCCGAUGA
This is a messenger RNA of Symbiodinium sp. CCMP2456, 438 nucleotides long. The record is from the annotation of a GenBank genome assembly. Lineage: Eukaryota; Dinophyceae; Suessiales; Symbiodiniaceae.